GAUAAGGCAGAUUCGACUCAUAUAUAUGAAGGAAUUAUAGUGAAAUUUCAAUCAUAUCGAUUCGAUAGUUGUUCCUGUAAGUUUUCUAUUCUAAGAACAUCAUUCUAAGGACAAGAUGUCUUCGAAAAACAUUCUUAGUAGUGCCACACGGUAUAUUGCAGGUCGUAACGCAAUGCAGACUGUUUAUUGGAGGUCUGGUGAAAGUAGGCAACAACCGAAAAUGUUGAAAGUUUCAAAGACUUUCAAUUUUGGAAAGACCAAAGAAUCAAGUCUUCCCCCUCAACACAUCAGAAAAGAUGGGAGGAUAAUUUUCGUUUAAUGCGAAUCAUUGCUUAUAGUAUUAUGUUAUUUAUUCGUGAUAAUAUUUAAUUUAUUUUUAUGUUCUGAAUUUUUAGAGAUUCUUUUUCAAUAUGAUUAUUUUGAAUAGUAAUUGAGUCUUUGUUACAUCAUUAAAUGAAGAAUCUUCUUCAGUAUCCAUGAA
This is a messenger RNA of Coccinella septempunctata (seven-spotted ladybird), 481 nucleotides long. RefSeq lists its product as uncharacterized. The coding region runs from base 116 to 319 and encodes 67 amino acids. The record is from RefSeq and is a predicted model, not a curated record. The transcript has 2 exons. NCBI's taxonomy places the organism in Eukaryota, Metazoa, Arthropoda, Insecta, Coleoptera, Coccinellidae.